Cuculus canorus (common cuckoo) is the source of this 4685-nucleotide messenger RNA. RefSeq names its product phosphoribosylaminoimidazole carboxylase and phosphoribosylaminoimidazolesuccinocarboxamide synthase (gene PAICS). Gene Ontology annotation, biological process: 'de novo' IMP biosynthetic process. Lineage: Eukaryota; Metazoa; Chordata; Aves; Cuculiformes; Cuculidae. The record is from RefSeq and is a predicted model, not a curated record. Gene Ontology annotation, molecular function: phosphoribosylaminoimidazolesuccinocarboxamide synthase activity. The transcript has 21 exons. Bases 26 to 3646 code for a protein of 1206 amino acids.
GAAUCAUUUCCAGGUCACUUUCAACAUGGAGAGUGGAGCAGGGAAGCAUUGGACUGAGGAGGAGGUUAAAGCCUUGUUAAGCGUCUGGUCAGAAAAAAACAUCAGAAAGCAACUCCAAGGCACCCUGAGGAAUAAAGGAAUAUUUAUCUACAUUGCCAAAAGGUUGCAGGAGUUAGGAGUUUGCAGGGAUUGGAAACAGUGCCGUGCAAAGUAUAAAAACCUGAAGUAUGAAUACAGAACGGUUAAAUAUGCCCACAACUCUGGGGAUGUCACUAAAACCAUGAAGUUUUUCCAUGAUCUGGAUGCUAUAUUGCGAUAUGAACCUGUCACACAAUUAGCAGCAGAAGAAAACUGCAGGUGUUCCGCGACUGAGACACAGCCGAACACAAGCCCCACAACAGAACGCAAGCAAGGUGAAAUAUCAGUUUCUUUAGAAGAUGAUGAGGAUGCUCCAGGAGAUCCACUACUUUUUAUGUCUCAUGUCAGACCAGUCCAACUAGGUAACCCAACAUCAGCAGUAGAGGCUUCCAAAACACCGGCUUUUAUUCCAACAGUAGCAAAUGAAGGAGGAAAACACUGGACUGUUAAUGAAGUCAGAGCUUUGAUACGCAUAUGGUCAGACAAAAAUAUCCAACAACAACUGGAGGGGACAGUGAGAAAUAAAAGAAUAUUUGAACAGGUUGCCACUAGACUUCAAAAGUUUGGAAUUGACAGGGACUGGAAGCAGUGCAGGACAAAAUACAAAAAUCUGAAACACGAAUACAAGAGUAUAAAAAGUGCCCAAGACUCAGGGAGUACAAGUAAAAGUAUGAAAUUUUUUAAUGAACUGGAUGCUAUUCUGGGGCACAGCACCAUGGAACAAGCAAGUAAAUCAGACAAUGAUGAAAGCGAGAGGCCUCCAGAAUGGACAGAAGCAAAAUCAGAAAAGAACUCCGUAGAAAUGCCUGGAGACACAGGUGAAGAGGACUCUGUUAGUAAUAUGUCAGAAGACCUACGGGUUGCAGAUAUAAAGAAAGUUUCUGAUUCAGAUUAUCUUACUGUAAAUACUAUCCCAGAGAACCUGGUAACUCUGCAUAUAGUGAAAGAAAUGACUAUGACAGAAAUACUUGAAGAUGAGGGGGACUUUGCGAACUCUACCCUGUCAGCUUUGGAAGCUACACAAAUAAAGAAGGAGACAAUUGACAUAGUAGAUGAUGAUUCUAUAAGCACUACCUCAGAAGACAGAUCUUGUACACCAGUAGCAAAACGGAUAGUCGAGAUGGACAAUCAUAUUCCCUUGGAAGAAACACAAAAUCACUUCAAAGUUAUUACAGUUAAUGAUACUGGAGCCGGAAAACACUGGAGUGAUAAUGAAGUCAGAGCUCUGAUAAAUAUAUGGUCAGAUGAAAAGAUACAACAAAUGCUUGAAGGGGCCACAAGAAAUAAAGAAAUAUUUGAGGAAAUUGCCAGAAGGUUAAUGAAACAUGGUAUAGACAGAGACUGGAAACAGUGUCGCACAAAGUACAAGAAUCUAAAAUAUGAAUACCGUGCACUGCAGAAGGAAAACGAGCAUCUUGGUAAUCCCAGGAGAAAAAUGAGAUUUUACGACGAAGUUGACUGUAUCUUGAGAAGACAGCCUCUGGGUCCCUCAGGCUGGGGAUGUGAAAGUUCAAGUCUCUUAUCAGUGGGAGAUGCUACAGCAAACACAGGAUCCUUGGGAAUCAAGAGAAAAACAUGGAAUGAUGAGGUGUCACCUGUUCCACUUAAGAAAAGUGCUUCUGAAAACACCAUACUGCACUUCCAAAAACUCUUAACAGAGAGAGUACACACGGUAACAGAAGGCAAAAAGUUACUGUUAGAAAGGCUUUGUAAGCAAGAAGAAAUGCAAGACCUCAACAGAACACAGCUGUAUGCUGAUCCAUCAGCCAAGCAACAGUGUGACACCCCUCACAGAAGAAAGGCCAACAUGAGAAAGGCAGUUAGCACUGCAAAGAAGACAGCUCUGGAAGGUCGCUAUAAGCGAGUCUGCUUUACAUCACCAGGUAGAAACGAAGCUCUGUUAUGCCGCGGUGGUGACCCUAAGCAGCAGCCCGGGCUGGCAGCACCCCGAAAGCGCUUAGGAACCACUUCGUUUCGGCGGUCGCGAUUUGUGCCAAUUACACUUUAUCAUAAGCAUCCCGAGUCACGCCGAGCUCGACGAGCGGGGCGAGGAGCCGGUGCCGGAGGGGCGGGAGAUGCGCUCGAGGUCCGAAGUACAUCCGAGAGCCGCUCCUCGCGUCCGGCCGCCGAGAUCCCCUCCCAGCCCGCUCCUUCCCUCCGCCGCCAGCCGCGAACGGGCACCUCCCGGCCGCCCCCCCGCCCCGUGCCCGCUCCCGCUGCCGCAGCCAUGGCCCCCGCAGCAUCAGACCUGAAACUUGGUAAAAAAGUUAAUGAAGGUAAGACGAAAGAAGUGUACGAGCUGCCAGAUAUGCCGGGAUGUGUUCUCAUGCAGUCAAAAGACCAAAUAACAGCGGGAAAUGCGGCCAGGAAGGACCGAAUGGAAGGGAAGGCUGCCAUUUCCAAUACAACGACGAGCUGUGUGUUUCAGUUGCUUCAAGAAGCUGGAAUCAAAACAGCUUUUGUCAGGAAACAAAGUGACACAGCAUUCAUCGCAGCUCACUGUGAAAUGAUCCCAAUUGAAUGGGUGUGCAGAAGAAUUGCUACUGGCUCCUUCCUCAAAAGAAACCCUGGCGUCAAAGAAGGGUAUAAGUUUUACCCACCAAAGAUUGAGAUGUUUUACAAGGAUGAUGCUAAUAAUGAUCCACAGUGGUCUGAGGAGCAAAUAAUUGAAGCAAAAUUCUGUUUUGCUGGACUUACUAUUGGCCAGACUGAAGUGGACAUUAUGGCUCGUUCUACUCAAGCUAUCUUUGAGAUCCUGGAAAAAGCAUGGCAGCCCCAAAACUGUACUCUGGUGGACCUGAAGAUUGAAUUUGGUGUUAAUGUUCUGACAAAAGAAAUAGUUCUUGCUGAUGUUAUUGAUAAUGAUUCAUGGAGACUGUGGCCAUCAGGAGACAGAAGCCAGCAGAAGGACAAACAGUCCUACCGGGACCUGAAAGAAGUGACUCCUGAAGCAUUGCAAAUGGUUAAGAGAAACUUUGAAUGGGUUGCAGAAAGAGUGGAGUUGCUUCUGAAAACAAAGAGCCAAGGUAGAGUUGUGGUGUUGAUGGGAUCUCCUUCUGACCUCACUCAUUGUGAAAAAAUAAAAAAGGCAUGUGCAACCUUUGGAAUUCCUUGUGAGUUAAGAGUGACUUCUGCUCACAAAGGGCCAGAUGAGACCCUGAGGAUCAAAGCAGAAUAUGAAGGAGAUGGAAUCCCAACAGUGUUUGUUGCAGUAGCUGGCAGAAGCAAUGGUUUGGGGCCAGUAAUGUCUGGUAACACUGCAUACCCGGUUGUAAACUGUCCUCCGCUCUCAGCUGACUGGGGUACUCAGGAUGUGUGGUCUUCUCUCAGACUACCCAGCGGUCUUAGCUGUCCUACUACUCUGUCACCAGAAGGAGCUGCCCAGUUUGCUGCCCAGAUAUUUGGGUUAAACAACCAUUUGGUGUGGGCCAGACUGCGAUCAAACUUGUUAAACACCUGGAUCUCCUUGAAGCAGGCUGACAAAAAACUUCGAGAGUGCACCUUGUAAGUCAUACUAACAAGCAACUUACUACUUACACAAAGAUAAUGGUGUGCAUAGUCAUUCAUUAUAGAAUUUACGUUUUGAUAAGCUCGGAAGUCCUGCAUCCUUUCUUACAGAAGAAAGCACUGUUAGAGCAGCAGAUAGUCUGUGUCCUCAUCCUUCCCUUGUGUAUUUUUUUAAUCUAACAACUUCGUAAAUGAUGGGGAAGUAGUAUUUUAGGUAACUCUUCUGUUGCUCAAAAAUGGUGCUGUUCUAUUUAGUGUAUACUGUUAAGUACAGACUAUGUCAAGAGAAUGAUUUGGUGCGAUAUAAAUAGAAUUCAAUUAGUCUUCUGUAUUUCUGUAACAGUAACAUUCUUCCAUAGUAAUAAUGUAUGUCUUGAACCUUAUUAACUGAACUGGACUGCUGACUAAAGCCAACAGUGAUGCUAUUGUGCUUGCAAUGAUGAUAUGCUUUCUUUAGCAAUAAAAUGGCAACAUACACUAUAUUAAUAGGAAACAGGGCUGGAAAAAUCUUUUAAGAGCCUGAAAGAAAUACCUACCCCCUUUAAAUUAUAUAUAUAUACAUACAUGUAAUUUUUUAAAAUGUGUGUAUACAUACUCCCUUGAUAUCUUCUGGAAUUGUGUGAUAAAGUUGACACCACUUCCUUUGUUCUUAACAAACUAUAAAUACCAGUGCUUGGAGUGAACUGUAACAAGGCUUGUUGCCUGUUAACUCUUGCCUAGUCCAGUCUUAAAUACUAGGCAGAUAUCUACCUUCAAUAGUUCUAAAGAGCCUAUGUGAUAUUGUCAAACUGUCUUCAUACACAUCAAUAAUUUUAGCUAUUAUCUAUCUGUAUUUCCUCAUUGUUUCUAUGGAAACUUUACUGAUCUGAAUGGGGGAAUAAGUAGUAAAGCAACCAACUACUGGGGGGAAAUCUAAGCAUGACUGUCUUGUCUUUGCACACACCAAUCUUCUGAGUAGGUACAAGUCUAACAAAUGUGCAGGUACUCAACGUAUGUAACAUUUAUGCUUUUACAAUUAUAAAUAAACUCUUAAAUUCAAA